Molecule: messenger RNA, 2972 nt
Organism: Vicugna pacos (alpaca)
Lineage: Eukaryota; Metazoa; Chordata; Mammalia; Artiodactyla; Camelidae
Source: RefSeq, a predicted model, not a curated record
UCUGAGUGAAGUGACAAGGCAGCAGAAGGAGCCUCGAGACCAUGGACGGCACCAUGGGGCUGCGGGGGCUGUUCUGCCUGUGCCUGGUGUCCCUCCUCGCCCUGCAGGCCGUGCCUGCUCAGGAGUCACCCACAGGCAGUCCCAAAGGCAUCAAGAAGCGACAGCCUGUGGACACAAGUGUCAACGGUGUGGUCAUCCGGAGUUUGAAAGUCAACUGCAAAGUCACCUCUCGCUUUGCCCACUAUGUCAUCACCAGCCAAGUGGUCAACAGUGCCAAUGAAGCCAAGGAAGUGGCCUUCGAUGUGGAAAUCCCCAGGACAGCCUUCAUUAGUGACUUUGCCAUCACAGCAGAUGAAAACACAUUUGUUGGGGACAUAAAGGACAAAGUGACUGCCUGGAAGCAGUACCGGAAAGCAGCCAUCUCAGGAGAGAACGCCGGCCUCGUCAGGGCCUCGGGGAGAACGAUGGAGCAGUUCGCCAUCCACAUCACUGUCGGUCCCCGGAGCAAGGUCACGUUCCGGCUGACCUACGAGGAGGUGCUAAGGCGACGGUUUAUGCAGUAUGACAUCAUCAUCAAGGUCAAGCCCAAGCAGCUCGUGCAGCAUUUUGAGAUUGACGUCGACAUCUUCGAGCCCCAGGGGAUCAGCAAGCUGGAUGCCCAGGCCUCCUUCCUCAGCAAGAAACAGGCAGCCCAACUGAUCAAGAAGUCCUUCUCAGGGAAAAAGGGUCACGUGCUCUUCCGCCCCACAGUGGGCCAGCAGCAAUCUUGCCCUUCGUGCUCUACGACCUUGCUGAAAGGGGACUUCAAGGUGACCUAUGAUGUCAAUCGGGACAAGCUCUGCGACCUCCUGGUCGCCAAUAACCACUUUGCCCACUUCUUUGCCCCCCAAAACCUGACGAAACUGAACAAGAAUGUGGUUUUUGUGAUUGACAUCAGCUCCUCCAUGGAAGGCCAGAAAUUGAAGCAGACCAAGGAGGCACUCCUUAAAAUCCUGGGGGACAUGCGGCCAGGGGACUACUUCAACCUGGUCCUCUUUGGGUCUGCAGUGGUGUCAUGGAGGGACUCGCUGGUGCAGGCAACCGCUGCCAAUCUGGACGCGGCUCAGAACUUCGUGCGGCGUUUCUCCCUGGCCGGGUCUACAAACAUGAAUGAUGGUUUGCUCCAGGGAAUUGAGAUCUUGAACAAAGCUCAGGGAAGCCUCCCAGAACUCAGCAACCAUGCCUCCAUUCUCAUCAUGUUGACAGAUGGCGAGCCCACAGAGGGGGUGACGGAUCGUUCUCAAAUCCUCAAGAAUGUCCGCAAGGCCAUCCGGGGCAGGUUCCCGCUCUACAACUUGGGCUUCGGCCACAACUUGGACUUGAACUUCCUGGAGGUCAUGUCCCUGGAGAACAACGGACGUGCCCAGAGGAUCUAUGAAGACCAUGAUGCCACCCAGCAGCUGCAGGGUUUCUACGACCAGGUAGCCAACCCCUUGCUGACGGAUGUGGAGUUGCUGUACCCCUGGGAUACCGUCUCAGCCCUGACCCAGCACCACCAUAAACAGUACUAUGAAGGCUCGGAGAUCAUGGUGGCUGGGCGCAUCGCUGACCACAAACUGAGCAGCUUCAAAGGAGAUGUGCGGGCUUACAGGGAGGGCCAAGAAUUCAAGACAACCUGCCUGGUGGAUGAGGAAGAGAUGAAGAAACUGCUCCAAGAGCGGGGCCACAUCCUGGAGAACCAUGUCGAACGCCUAUGGGCCUACCUCACCAUCCAGGAGCUGCUGGACAAGCGGAUGAAGCUGAAGGGGGAGGAGAAGGCCAACGUGUCAGCCAAGGCCCUGAAGAUGUCAAUGGACUAUCAGUUUGUGACCCCGCUGACCUCCAUGACCAUCAGGGGCAUGGCGGACCAGGACGGCCAUGAGCCCAUCAUUGACAAGCCUCUGGAGGAUUCUCCACCCUUGGAGAUGCUGGGACCCAGAAAGACAUUUGUGUUAGCGGCCUCGCAGCCUUCUCCAACGCGCCCCAGCUCCAACACCCCACAUUUGCCAAACAAAGUGACCUAUGUGGACACUGACCCCCACUUCAUCAUCCACGUGCCCCAGAAGGAGGACGCCCUAUGCUUCAAUAUCAACGAGGAGCCUGGUGUGGUCCUCAACCUGGUGCAGGACCCUGACACAGGCUUCUCAGUGAAUGGGCAGCUCAUUGGCAAGGAGGCCCGGAGCCCUGGACAGCAUGAGGCCACGUACUUUGGACGGCUGGGGAUUGCAAACCCUGCAACAGGCUUUCAGCUGGAAGUGACUCCUCAGAACAUUACGCUGAACCCUGGCUCCGGUGGACCUGUGUUCUCCUGGAGGGACCAGGCCUCACUGCGGCAGGACGAACAUGUCAGGCCCUGUGGUUCCUGGACAUGUGCUUUGGACCUGGCUGCCUAGAUGUCCGUGCUCCCAUGACACUCCCGCCCUCAGUCCACCCCCAUCUCCACCAAACAAAGCCUACCUCUUCCGUGAAGCCAUCCUAGUCUCUUCCUCUGCUGAACUCCAGCCUUUUCUGGGCUUCUCUUGCAACAUCUGUCUUAGUAUGCCUUGUCAUGUCUCCCUCCCUCCCUCCCUCCCUCUCUUCCUUCCUUCCACAAUCUCUGCUGAGCACCAGAGCCCAACAUGGGGUAGCAGAGCUAUAGGGUGAGGUGGGCAGAGUGUGAUGUGGAGGACACAGAUAAUGAGUGGGCAUCAAAGAACACAGACUCAGACAGGCUGGAGUCCAAGUCCUGGCUCUACUGCUUACCAGCUGUGUGACCUUGGGCAAGUUGUUUAACCUCUCUGAGCCUCAGUUCUCAUAGGAUAAGAGUGGGAAUUGAAUGAUGCAGUUUGCACAGAGCGCUUAGCACAGGAUCUAACACACUAUAAGGGUCCCAUACAUAAUAGCAACACAUGGGAAGGAGCAUGGAGCAGGUAACACCCAACCAUAUGGAGAUGAGGGGUUGAGACAUGAGAGCU